UAACAUCCAACUAUAAUUUCGGUGUUAAGCAAAACUUUGUAUUAAAAAUCGCGAGUUUUAAAAAAUGAAUUACUUUAUAUUCAUGUUAAACUUAUUAUUAAGUGCAAAUGUGACAAAUCAAUUCACUUUGGGUUAUUUUGAUAGAAAUCAUUUGGAAACUUACGAGGAGAUAUCGAGUGAACAGAACGAUAUUAAUAUCUUUGGCAAUUUAUCUUUUCGUUUUACCUGCGAGGGUAUGCCGACUGGCUUUUAUGCAGAUGUGGAUUACAACUGUAAGAUAUUUCACGUUUGCGAAAAUUCCGGCGAUGGAUUUCCAGUGAUUUGCGCUAACAAUACAGUGUUUGAUCAGAAACAACGAAUUUGCACGGAUGAAGAAAAUAUUGAUUGCCAGCAUGCUCAUGAGUGGUAUCACUUGAAUGAAUUAAUUUACUCAACAGAAAUCGAAUCAAAAACUGAAAUCAUAGAGGAAAAUGAAUCAAAAGUGGUUCAAGAAGACGCAAUACCUUCCGUUUUGCCACUUAUAAUUGACUAAAGAUAUUCUUGUUUUGCUAUGAGCUAUAUUCACAUCGUUUUAGCGCUAUACAAAUCAAUUUAUUGCAUGCUAGAAGCGUUUUAUGUAUGUGUAAUGACAAGCAUUUAAUUCUUUUUGCUUUAUUCAACAUAAAGAUACACAAGAUAGUCAAUUGCAAUUAUGCAAUUCUACAUU
This is a messenger RNA of Camponotus floridanus (Florida carpenter ant), 706 nucleotides long. RefSeq lists its product as uncharacterized. The record is from RefSeq and is a predicted model, not a curated record. Gene Ontology annotation, molecular function: chitin binding. The transcript has 4 exons. Gene Ontology annotation, cellular component: extracellular region. Lineage: Eukaryota; Metazoa; Arthropoda; Insecta; Hymenoptera; Formicidae. Bases 65 to 532 code for a protein of 155 amino acids.